UCAAAAUAAUGUUUUUAAAAUGUAUAUCAAAACACCCAUUAAAGCAGACAUGAUCAUUCAUCAGUUUGCCGGUUUCAAGAGCAAUCUCACAGAGGGCUUCCUUCAUUUAUGUAGUAAAAUAUUCUCAGACCAACUCGGUAUCCUUCUGGACUGACUCGACCCCUGUGACAGCCGUCGACGCCUACCCCCGUGUCAGUGCGCGCCCGGGUCAACGUCAGUAUUUGGACUGCCACUCUGAAGAUGGCGGAGGCUGCGACGGUUCCCCGGCAGCGUUUCUACUGUCACUGCUGUAAAAGUGAAAUCGAUCCUAAACUCCCGGAGUUUGUUUGUCCCACGUGUGAGUCUGGAUUUAUCGAGGAAGUGACGGAGGGGUCAAGUCUCUUGGCAACUGGAGACACCACUGAAGCCAACGAUGAUGAUGAUGUCGGCUCCCAGUUUACAGAGCUGUGGCAGCUGCUCUUCAUGGAGCGCUCUGCCCUCCUCAACGACCCCACAAGUGCUGAGCUGCUCCCCAGCAGAGAGGAGGGUGCUCUGGAGGGAGCCGGCCAGGGGACCCAGGCAGAGACAUCAUCACUCUCCGCAGCACCCACAGAAGUAGAGCCUCUGGCUCAGCAGGACGCGGACAUGCAGCAGAGGUCACGGGCCCGGCCGGAGAGGGCGCCGGCGAUGGAAGGGAUUGUACAGCAGUUUCUGGCUGGUUUGUUUGCCAACAACGGAAACCCAAGUUCUGCAACAUCUUCAUGGUCUCUGCACUCAAACCCAGGGGACUACGCAUGGGGUCAGGGUGGCUUAGAUACUGUCAUUACACAGUUGUUAGGUCAAUUAGAGAACACGGGCCCUCCGCCUGCCGAGAAAGAGAUGAUCUCAUCGCUCCCUACCGUAGCUGUUUCUCAGGAACAGGCUGCGUGCCGACUUGAGUGCCCGGUGUGCCGGGAGGAGUACGCGGCUGACGAGAACGUCCGGCAGCUGCCCUGCCUGCACUAUUUCCAUAGCGACUGCAUUGUGCCGUGGUUACAGAUGCACGACACAUGUCCAGUAUGCCGUAAGAGUCUGAACGGGGAAGACUACAGUUUACUGCCAGAGCCCCUUGCCCAGGUCCCAGAGCCUAGCCCUGUCGCUGCUGAACCCCAGGGAGGGACAGCCCUUUGAGGGAAGCCCUGCUGCCUUCCUGCCUGCCAUCUCCAGACGUGCUCUAGGCGAAUGUGCUCCAAGUAUUUAAAACACUUUUCAAAAAGUUUGCACAUUUGGGUAUCCCAAAGUUUUUUUCCCCCCCCUUUCUUCCCAUUUAUCGUAUUCACUCAGCACAGUAGAUGACAACACUUCAAAAAUGAAAUGUUUUGACAGAACUCCAGGAACACAUAAAAUUCCAGAGAGCGGUAUGCUUCUGUUCUCCGUGCUUCCUCGCCAUUCAGUCUUUGUGCCGCCCUCCUUUUUGAGGUCUGUGUGUAGCCGAGCAGAUGGACCUACGCUCAUCCUUGCCUUUCUCUCCCUCUUUUCCUCUCUCCCUCUCUCUCCACCCCUCUAUCUACCCCUCUAUCUACCCCCAACUCCCAGGAGACCCAUCUUUAUGGAUCUCUGCUUUUUUUAAAUUCCUCUGCAUCUCCACAAGAACUUCUGUAGACUACUGAAUGUGCAAACAGUUAACAGGGAGUUAACAUUUUUUUUAUUAUUUCAGUGCCAAAAAAAGGACAAGGGUAUAUUAUACACUUUGUUAUUGAGUUGUGAGAGAAAUGUGGGACAGAUCACUGUGCAGUGUUGUUUUCCCCCCCUAUUUUAGUGUGGCUCUGUGCUUCCCAUUCUGACUGGUUCUCUCAGGUUUAUGAACUGAGCUAGGCUUGGAUCAGCCUCUCUGAACGCCGCUCAAGUUUGGGGUUCCGCCCCGUUGGCACCUCACCAUGGAGACCACCGCUCUCUCUUCAUGGCUCCUCUUUUGUUGUUGUUGUUGUUGUUUUUGAUGUGUUGAUGCAUUAUUUUGUUUUUCUCUGUGACUUUUACUGUCCCUGUAACUGCAGUAUAAGUGAUUGUUUACUUUACCUGGUGCAUCUGUGUGUUUAAGGUAAUCUUGAGAGGAUAUGACUUAUUUUAAUGUCCCAUGAAUUUGGGCGUUUUCUUCAAAGCAUUGUGAUUCUAUCAUCUGUUUUAUUAGCUCUCUCCUCCCGAUAACACUCACCACCUUUAUAUCACUACCAUCAGUCUUUUUUGGCUCUGUCAUUCUUCAAGCUCCUAAAGAUGGGUCACUUAAAGUAUUUCUCAUCCAUCUCAGUGUCAUCUCUAAGCUGGUGGUAUAGCAGCGAGUGGAUAGCCCUUUGUUCCACUAGCCUAGGCUACUGAAAAUGCUCACUUUGGGUCUAGUUAGUUAGGUCCAGUGUCACUGAUCUUAAGGAAAAUACUUGUAAUUGUAGACCUAUAAAUGCAUAAAAGUGCAAAAAAGUGUCUUUAUAGUAGGGGUCAUGGUGGAAUUCUUACUGUAUGUUAAGUCAAUUAAUGGACAACACAAGACAUUUCAACACUGGAAUUAUUGCCUAGUGUGAACGGUUUUUUUCUAUUUGUAUAUACAUGUAUAUGUAUUUAUGUCUAUGUACACGUAUAUAUAGGUAUAAUAAUAAUGCAAUUAAUAAGAUCAAAUAUCUGACACUAAAUUGACCAAAAAAUAAAAGAUAAACAAGUAGGCACAGUGA
This is a messenger RNA of Alosa alosa (allis shad), 2678 nucleotides long. It is a transcript of the gene rnf115b, whose product is annotated as ring finger protein 115b. Gene Ontology annotation, molecular function: ubiquitin protein ligase activity. The coding region runs from base 241 to 1149 and encodes 302 amino acids. The transcript is spliced from 9 exons. Gene Ontology annotation, biological process: protein ubiquitination; ubiquitin-dependent protein catabolic process; positive regulation of DNA-templated transcription. The record is from RefSeq and is a predicted model, not a curated record. Gene Ontology annotation, cellular component: nucleoplasm; cytoplasm. Lineage: Eukaryota; Metazoa; Chordata; Actinopteri; Clupeiformes; Clupeidae.